AUGGCAAGAAGCUGUCGAAGCGCCACGGGGCCACGGGGCUGGAGGAGUUCGAGGCCAAAGGCUACCUGCCGGAGUCCAUCCGGAACUACCUCGCCCGGCUCUCCUGGUCCCAUGGGGACGACGAGAUCUUCUCGACGGAGCAGGCCAUCGAGUGGUUCUCCUUUUCAGCCUGCUCCCGAGGAGCACCUUGCUUUGAUUUCGACAAGCUCAACGGCCUCAAUCAGCACUACAUCAAGGAGGCAGACCACCUUCGCUUGGCCGAGAUCGUCUUGA
Molecule: messenger RNA, 273 nt
Organism: Symbiodinium necroappetens
Lineage: Eukaryota; Dinophyceae; Suessiales; Symbiodiniaceae
Source: the annotation of a GenBank genome assembly